AUGGGAUCUUUGGUGUCUCUAUUGAUCGGCGAGGCAGAAGAAGAGGGAGCACCGUCCCUUUUGGAGCUGUUGGAUGUGGAUCCUCAAAACGAGGGUAACAAUCGCAUGAACUGGGAGCGAAUUCUUCGCCGCCUUCGGACGCAUCCCGAAGAAGCUGCUGCCUAUUGCCAUUCGGUCGACCCCAGCCCAUUGCUUCGUUGUCUCUCUUGCGUCGAAGCAGAGAUUCCUCCUGCCGUCAUUCAGGCCUUUUUGGAUGCCUACGACGAUACGGUGUACCAUUCGGAUCGCAAUGGCCAGACUCCUUUACUGCAAGCCGUGAGGCGCACUGCCGUGGCAUGGUCUACCGAUAACGACGACAAUGAGGAGGAAGAAGACCCUGCCGAGCGUAUUCAAAAGGAUGCUCGCCAAAUCAUUCAGUUGUUGCUGGAAGCCAACCCAAGUGCUGCACGUCAUUCAGACAGCACGGGAGCGAUUCCUCUUCACUUUGCCAGAACCGAUCCGGUUAGUGCUCGAUUGCUCCUGGAUGCCUUUCCUCAGGGAGUUCAUCAGGUGGAUAAAGAACGUGGUCGGCUUCCUCUUCAUUAUCUAUGCUCUCUUUCCUUGGAAAAAGAGACCGAGGAGAACAACAACAACAACAAUGAAGAAGAAGAAGAGGCGCCCCUUCGCUUGGCUCUGCCCAAUCCCAAAGUUGCCAAGUUAUUGGCGACACCAACCAAAACCAGCAACCCCGUCUUGGCGACGGACAACGAGGGUCUGCGGCCUCUCGACAUGAUGUACGAUGGGCUCGUGACUCUCCUGACUAAGAAAAAUCGAGAAGAGGAUGAUGCCUUCCAGAUCGAUACUCUCUGGCAGGUCUUGACCGUUCUGGUUCAGUCCGUGGUGAUUACCUCUCCCGGCAAAACGUUCCAGAUGGUCCACGCUUUGGUAUCGCUUCGUUGUCCCGCUGCCAUUAUGGCGGAAGCCCUCCGUCGCUUCCCCGAUCAAGCCGUCGAACGCGAUGCGCAGGGACGUACUCCGCUCUUGAUUGCCGUGGCCAUGUUGCAGCAGCAGCCUCAGCAUGGCGGCGACAUGUGCAAGGUCAUUUGUGAAUUGCUCAAAUGCAACAAGAAUGCCGCUCGCAUGACAGAUCACGAGGGGCGCUUGGCCAUUGAUACGUUGGCCGAAGCGGGGGUUUACGACGAACAACUCUUUGAAUGCUUGGUCAAGGCGGAACCACGAGCCGUUGAUACGCGGGAUCUCAAAAACAAGCAACAUCCAUUCAUCACAGCUGCCAUGGCCGGACCGGACAAGUCCAAUGCCAGCAGUGUCUAUCACUUGCUCCGCGCCAAACCGCAUGUUAUUCAGUAUUACAUGCUGGACUAA
Messenger RNA from Seminavis robusta, 1362 nucleotides. The record is from the annotation of a GenBank genome assembly. Lineage: Eukaryota; Bacillariophyta; Bacillariophyceae; Naviculales; Naviculaceae.